This is a messenger RNA of Eupeodes corollae, 730 nucleotides long. Its product is annotated as cuticle protein 76-like. NCBI's taxonomy places the organism in Eukaryota, Metazoa, Arthropoda, Insecta, Diptera, Syrphidae. The transcript has a single exon. The record is from RefSeq and is a predicted model, not a curated record. Bases 86 to 616 code for a protein of 176 amino acids.
CAAUUCCGACAAUCAGCAUCAGUUUCACUUGCACCGAGUUCGCAUCAGGAGCAUCAUUAACUUAAACUUAAAAAAAACAUCUAAAAUGGCAUUCAAAUUUGUUAUCCUUUGCACUGUUUUGGCUGUUGCCAGUGCUGGUUAUAGCCCAGUUGUGUACUCAGCUCCAGUUGCUCACUACGCUGUAGCAAAUCCAUCCCAGGAUGCUGUUGGCUCAACCCAGCAUAAUGUUGUCCGCUCAUACGCCGGCACUGUGUCCCAAUACUCCAAGGCUGUUGAUACCCCAUACUCGAGCGUUCGCAAAUCUGACACCCGCAUCAACAACAACGUCUAUACUCCAACUUAUGCCAAGACUCUGACCUAUGCCGCUCCUCAAGCUAUCUACUCACAUGCCGCUCCAGCUGCCGUCUAUAGCCAACAAGUUGCCCCAGCUGCUGUUUACUCUCACCAUGCUGCUCCAGCUACUGUCUACUCUCACGCUACUCCAGCUGUCUACUCGCACGCUGCUCCAGCUGCUGCUGUAUACGCUCAGCCUGCUGCUCACGCCAUCACCUACUCACCAGCUGCUACUGUUGCCCAUGUUACCUUCGAUGGUUUCGGAGCUCACUACGGCUACUAAGGGAAUUGAUCACAAAAAAUAAGACGAAAAACAUUGUUGAAACAUUGUAGUAAAAUAUAAUACCUGUUGAAUUAUUUUGUUAAAGAGUUAAAUAAAAUUUGCAAAAGAAAAAAA